AUGGACAUUCCAAAUGCAACUUCAAACAUUGAAUCUGGAUGUGGUGAAGGUAUUGCUGUGAAAAUUUAUAAGCGCAAAAGAGGUCCUUCUGACUCUGACGAUCAACCAUAUCGAAAGUAUGCUCUUGAUUUGUUAAAUGACCUUGAUGAACAUAAAAACUGUCUGGAUUUUGAUGAUAUACCAGAAUUUUAUGAAAAAUUUGAGAACCUCAUCAUCUAUUAUGAACGUUAUGGUUUAAAAUUGACCAAGGUCGGUAAAGGAUCAGUAGUAUUUUAUCUAAUAGCAAAUAAUCCUAAUGCUUUGAUGAAUCUGUGGGAAGUACAUUCUAGUGGGAAGCUUAUUAAAGAUUUAGCGGGAAUAUUAGUCCCAGAGAAACAUCAGCAGGAGUUCUUAGAUGAAUGGAUGACAUGCAUCGAUGAAACUGAAUACAAAGCUGCACUAAGUAACCUAAAAGCAAAAGAAAAGCAUGAUGAGCUCCCUAAACUAGAAGAAUCAAAACCAACUCUUGAAGAGAUGAAAGUACCAUCGUAUGAAAUACCAGUUAUUGAGAUCCAGCCACCUGUUGAAAUAUCAGCCACUGAAAAAUUUGUCCAACCUGAAUUCCGUUUUCAGUUGUCAUCAUCAGAACUGUCUUUUGCUGAGCUCGUCAAUGAGUCUUACUAG
Messenger RNA from Anneissia japonica, 663 nucleotides. RefSeq lists its product as uncharacterized. The coding region runs from base 1 to 663 and encodes 220 amino acids. NCBI's taxonomy places the organism in Eukaryota, Metazoa, Echinodermata, Crinoidea, Comatulida, Comatulidae. The transcript has 5 exons. The record is from RefSeq and is a predicted model, not a curated record.